Molecule: messenger RNA, 2221 nt
Organism: Triticum dicoccoides
Lineage: Eukaryota; Viridiplantae; Streptophyta; Magnoliopsida; Poales; Poaceae
Product: probable serine/threonine-protein kinase At1g54610
Exons: 5
Coding region: 307-2028 (573 amino acids)
Biological process (GO): positive regulation of transcription elongation by RNA polymerase II; protein phosphorylation
Cellular component (GO): nucleus; cyclin-dependent protein kinase holoenzyme complex
Molecular function (GO): ATP binding; RNA polymerase II CTD heptapeptide repeat kinase activity
Source: RefSeq, a predicted model, not a curated record
GCACUGUUGCGCGGAGACACGUACGUGAGGACGUAGGCUGUCACCAGCUACAUCUCCCGAUCAGCCGCGCGCGGCCGGCCGCCGCCGGCCGGCAACAAUAUCGUUCUUGUCAAUGUCACUACCAGCCAUCCAGCCUGCAGAUACAGAUUUUUAGUGUUUAUAUGUUUGGCGCCACACUCGGGGCUCGUCCCUCUUCCCCUCUAUGUUGAUGUCUCCAUCCCCGUCGCGCCCCUUCCUCCACCUCCCUCUCUUCGUCGGCACCAGCCGCCGCCGAGGCCGCCGUCGCCGUCGCGCGGCUCCGCUGACAUGGGCUGCGCGCAAGCCAAGCCGUCCCAGGGCUCCCCCGCCCGCAGCCACGACCGCGGCAUCGACCACCUCAUGCGCUGCAACGGCUACACGCCCGCCGCCGCCCGCCGCCUCACCGACCCGCUCCCCACCACCGCCGCCGUCGCGGUCGCGAGGGACCAGGCGGACGCCAAGGAUGGCGGUCCCGCGGGGACGGAGACCACGGAUGCCUCGGGGACGUCGAACCUGACGGCGGCCACGGUUUCCUCUCCGUCGCUGUCGAUGCCGCCGCAGGCGCCGGCGGCGCGGCGGGAGGACGACCGCGAGCAGCUGGUGGACGGGUGGCCGACGUGGCUGCUGGAGAACGUGCCGCGCGAGGCGCUGCAGGGGAUCGUGCCCCGGAGCGCCGACGCGUUCGACAAGAUCGAGAAGGUCGGGCAGGGCACGUACAGCAACGUGUACAAGGCCCGCGAGCGCGGCGCCGACGGCCGGCUCGUCGCGCUCAAGAAGGUCCGGCUCGACACCAUGGAGCCGGAGAGCGUCAAGUUCAUGGCCCGCGAGAUGCGCAUCCUCCGCCGGCUCGACCACCCCAACAUCAUCCGCCUCGACGGCAUCGCCACCUCCCGCAUGCACCGCAGCAUCUACCUCGUCUUCGACUUCAUGUACUCCGACCUCGCCCGCCUCAUCGCCCGCCCCCUCACCCUGCCACAGAUCAAGUGCUACAUGCAGCAGCUGCUGAUGGGGCUGCAGCACUGCCACGAGCGCAACAUCCUGCACCGGGACAUCAAGGGCUCGAACCUGCUGAUCGACCGCGCCGGCGUGCUCAAGAUCGGCGACCUGGGCCUGGCCAACUACUUCGGGCCCGGCCGGCGCCGCCCGCUCACCAGCCGCGUGGUCACCCUCUGGUACCGCGCCCCGGAGCUCCUCCUGGGCGCCACCGACUACGGCGUGGGCAUCGACCUCUGGAGCGCCGGCUGCCUGCUCGCCGAGAUGUUCUCCGGCAAGCCGCUGAUGCCCGGAAGGACGGAGGUGGAGCAGCUCUUCAAGAUCUUCAGCCUCUGCGGGUCGCCGCCCGACGAGUACUGGCGGAGGAUGAAGCUACCCGCCACCAUCCGCCCGCCAAAGACGUACAAGUCGACGAUGGCGGAGAAGUUCGCCGGCAUGCCGGCGUCGGCUUUCCCGCUCCUUACCACGCUCCUCGCCCUCGACCCCGCCGCCCGUGGCACCGCCGCCCAGGCUCUGCAGAGCGACUUCUUCAGCACGCCGCCGUUGGCGUGCGACGUCUCCGACCUCCCCUGCGUGUACAAGGAGGAGGCUGCCGAUCCGACCACCCCCCACGACGGAAGGAAGUCCAAGCCGAGGCAGCGUUCACAGAAGCGAAGGAACAGCGGCAAGCAGAGAGCUGAUCGGGAGCAGCACGGCGACGAACCAAAGCUCUCCAAUGGCGAAUCUCCAAAUCCUAACAAAGAGGAGGAGAACACGGCCUGGCCUGCAAAAUCAGGGCCCCUGUGCAUGACUCUGAAAUUGGGCCUACCAUUAGAAGAACAGGUCCUGACCGAGAGCGCCAUCGUCAAGGCCUCCACCAGCACGACCUCGCAACGGUUUGCAGUGAGCCCAAUGCGGUCGUUCCUACCUGCGGAUGAGCCGCAGCUGCGGAGGGCCAACACCUACCACGCCACCGGCGACGAGCACACGGGCGGCGCUAUCGCGCACCGCGGCGUGGCCAUCAGAUCGGCGACGUGAUCGAGGACAUUUGUGUGGGUUUCAGCGGAUGAAAAUGGCAGCAGAACAUGUUCAGGAUACCACUACUGUUGCCGACUUAGUUUGCUGCGACUGAACUGCUGCUGUUCUGAUUGAGAAACUCCUGAUUUGUAGACUGCGACGCAGUUCAUCUAUCAAUAAAUCUCCAUUGCAGAGAAGUGGGAGGAUUCAUUUA